AUGCUCUCCAGACUCGUCAGACCAAGGACGUUCCGGGCGUUGGCGUUCUCGCGGCCCAACUCGUCAUCUUCUGGCCCAUCCGCGUCAGUCUCCUCCUCGCUUGUGCGGUUUCCCAAGCACCCAAAAAAGAAGGUAUCGAUCCAGAAGUUACGCAGAACCGACCCUGCGUUUCUCGAUAAGUCCACCAGCUACAUACUAUCACUUCUCAACGAAAACAGCUCGGUCUAUUCGCCGUCCAAGACGUUGGAAAAGUACUUGUCGCCAGUGACGUCCAUAACUGUGGGCGAAUCAAUCGACUUCGAGGUGUUGCUCAACGAUAUCAAGGGAUACGAAUACCAGAUAAUUGUGCCUGAAGAAGUGGUCAACAUCCGCUUCCACGAGAAGGACUUGAUGAUCCUUUCGAACGGUACCCUUGUGGGCUGGGACAUCUCUGAGGACGACAUUCUAGCCAAUUUUCUUCCUGUGCUUAGAGACUCCAUCACCGAAAAGUACCCCUUCGAAAGUGAAGAAAUGGACUGGAUAGAGUUGAAUUACUUGCCAGACAAUCCGUUGAAUAACGGUAAUUCCUACCUCCAGGGCGAGGUAAUGGUCAUCCAAGGUACUUCUCUGGAUAGAAAGAUGUUGGACAAGGCCGCUUUCGCCAUAGGCUUAUCCCGGUCCACUAGGUUGUCUAUCUUGGAAAACACCUUUGAGGACCAUCUCCAGCUCACCAAAAAGAACUCGCGGUACUUGUCGAAGGGCUUGAAAGUGACGGCCUCGGAGUCGGACUUUUUAAAAUCCACAGGUCAACUUUUUCUUCUCAGGGGAAAAUUGAAUUUGUACAGUGAGUUGAUAGAAACCCCUGACUUGUACUGGAGUGAGCCUGCUUUAGAAAGAAUCUACAACUCAGUGUCAAAAAUCCUCGACAUUAAUUCUCGAAUCUCCAUUUUGAACAGAAAAUUGGACUAUGCCACAGAGGAACAACGUGCCUUCCUCAGUGUUCUCAACGAAAAAAAGGGCACUAGGCUAGAAUGGAUUAUUAUUAUCUUGAUCAUGGUAGAGGUUGGUUUCGAAUCAGUGCACUUUUAUGAAAAGUACACAUAA
Molecule: messenger RNA, 1083 nt
Organism: Suhomyces tanzawaensis NRRL Y-17324
Lineage: Eukaryota; Fungi; Ascomycota; Pichiomycetes; Serinales; Debaryomycetaceae
Exons: 1
Coding region: 1-1083 (360 amino acids)
Biological process (GO): positive regulation of mitochondrial translation
Source: RefSeq, a predicted model, not a curated record